Plectropomus leopardus (leopard coralgrouper) is the source of this 1951-nucleotide messenger RNA. Its product is annotated as E3 ubiquitin-protein ligase TRIM39-like. Gene Ontology annotation, molecular function: protein binding; zinc ion binding. Lineage: Eukaryota; Metazoa; Chordata; Actinopteri; Perciformes; Serranidae. The record is from RefSeq and is a predicted model, not a curated record.
AUGUAAGUAGUCUCUACUGAGCUGAACUAUCAUAUAACAGAAGGAGUGAAAACUGUCGUGCCUGUACAAACUCCAUCUGCUGAUUCAGAUCAUGUAAAACUCCACAACAGCCAUUCCAAGAAAUGGCCUCCAUCAACAGUCUCUUAUCUGAGGAGCAGCUUUGUUGUCACAUCUGCCUGGAUGUGUUCACUCAGCCGGUUUCCACUCCAUGCGGACACAACUUCUGCAUGUCCUGUAUCACGUCUUACUGGGACAACACGCAAGUCAGCCGCUGUCCGGUCUGUAAGGACACAUUUGAAAGAAGACCGGAGCUCAAGGUCAACACUUUCAUCUCUGAGCUGGCGUCACAGUUCAAGUCGCUUCAAGUGACAGACGCUCCUAUCAUGAGCUCGGACCAGCAGUCAGCUUGCAGUGUUGGGUCCGUGCUGUGCGAUAUUUGCACUGAUACUCAGCAAGAGGCGGUCAAAUCCUGUCUGGAGUGUCUGACGUCUUACUGCGACGUCCAUGUGGAGCCUCAUCACAGAGCCGCCGGCCUGAAGAGACACACGCUGAUUAACCCCUCGGCGAAUCUCGAGGACAGGAUCUGCACGGAGCACACCCGACUCCUGACCCUGUUCUGUAGAGACGAUGAGGUUUUGCUGUGCGACGUCUGCGCCGGUUUGCAUCACGCAAAUCAUGACGUUGUUCCUGUGCAGCGAGCGUACUACCAAAUGACGGCUCUCCUCGGGGACACUGAGGUUAAAGUGCAGCGGAUGAUCCAGGAGAGGCUGCAGAAGGUGCAAACCAUGAAGGAGUCAGUAGCUGAAAGCAAGAAAGAAAGCAAAGAUGUGAUCACAAACUGCGUGCGGGACUUGACGGCGCUGGUCUCUGAGAUCCAGAUGAGCCAGACGGAGCUCGUUAAAGUGAUCGAGGAGAAGCAGGAGGCAGCAGAAAAACAGGCGGAUGGGGUUAUCGACAGCAUGGAGCGAGAGAUCAGCGAGCUGCAGAAGACAAUGACGAAGAUCAGGGAAGUGAAACAGACUGAGGACCAGCUUUGUUUCCUCCAAAGCCUGCCAAAACCAUCCACCAUACCACAUACAAACGAUCUGUCCACAGUCAGGUUUAACAGACCGAAAGACAUACACCACAUGCAGCAAUCUAUGAAAAAAUCCGUGUCUCAACUGCAAAUGUUUCUGAGUAGAAUGAACACAGAAAUACAAAAACUCUCUGAUGGCACAUACGACACUACGUUGAGUUACGUGCAGCAGUACGAGGAGAACAUUCUGCUCGAUCCUGAAACAGCUCACCUCCGCCUGAUCAUAUCCAGUGACAGGAAACGGGUGAGAUUCGGGAUGGACGCAGGUUUCAGGGGAAACCAGAUCCCGAGCUUGAACAAGUUCACCGUAAAUCUCGCAGUUUUGGGACAGAGAGGCUUUGUGAAAAGGUUUUACUUUGAAGUGUUCGUGGGUGGAAAAACAGAGUGGUGUCUGGGCGUGGCCAAGGCGUCGGUCCAAAGGUGGGACCGUGUUCCUCAGAGUCAUGGUGUAGGACUCUGGGCCAUCUGGUAUCUAAAAGGUAAGGUUGAGGCCUACAGUUCUCCAAACGUGCCGGUGUACUUUGGGAAAGUGGAGCGGGUCGGCGUGUUUGUGGAUUAUGACGGAGGGAAAAUUUCUUUCUAUGACGUACAGACCGCAGCACUCAUUCACUCGUUCGCUGAGUGCGUCUUCACCGAAAAACUGUACCCGUACUUUAAUCCUUGCGACAAUGAAUACGGGUCAAACCUAGGGCCGAUGGUAAUUGUUCCUGUCAAUCGCACGGAGUGAAUGGAAGACUGUAAAUGCAUAAAAGGAGAAAUUCAGAGAGAAACGAUAACAACAUGACUGCUAAGUGUGCAGAUUAUCUCUGAUUAACCCUUAGGGCCUGCUUUAACAUUACACACACUCGUAUCGCUCCACACAUAAAAUGUGCUUUU